CAUCCUUUUGAGAAUGCACCUUGCUUUGUCAGUCAGUGUUGAAGGAGAGCAUGGUUGGUUAUUUGGCAGACUGUCAGUUCCUCAAUAUAAUCAAGUGUCAGGAUCUAUGAUAAGAAAAGAAGGCGCCUGAGCUGAAUCCGUGAUCGACACUGGAAGCGAACGGUAGCUACUAAACGUGAAUUUGCUAGCUCAUAAGAUAGGCUAAGGGGAUUAAAUCAGAAAGGGAAACGCGCUAGCUAGGUGGCUAUGACAAGCAGGUGAUGAUUUUACUGUUUGGCAUGUCUAAACCUUUUUGUUAUUUUUAGCUAAUGUUAGCUGGCUUGUUAGCCUAGUUUCUCAGUGUGUCUGUCACCGGAAUCGAUGUAAAUGGCAGAUAACUGGCAGGACGCGACCUCGCAGCAGAUCAAGUUGAUUGCAGAUCGCCUGAAUGAACUACUCUCCACUGGCGUAAACCUCCUGCACUCCGAGCUCGGUGUGGAUUUGGGUCUAAAGCCCGAGCUUUAUCCGCCAUGGGUUAUCCUCUUAGCGGCGUGUAUUGGACUAGUGCUCAUGGUGGCGUUGUGGGCCUGGGCCUGUCGUGGUGUCUUCAAGAAACGACCGACCAUUACCGCCGUCGCUGACAGCGUGGAUGAAUCUAAAGCAGUAUUCACCAAACCAAUGCUUAGGAACGAGGAGCCUAAGAGGAAGAAGAGGAAACCAGUGGAAAAGAAACCCCAGCCAAACGGCCGUGCGGUAGGCGAGACAAAGGAGGAAAUCAAAGCGACGGAGGAUGUGCCGCAUCAUGCACAGACAGAUGUGAAGCCAGAAAAGGUUUCAGAGGUCAAGAAGGCGAAGAAGAAGCCUAAACAAGCUGUGAAGGAUGUGAAGGGGACUGCUGAUGGCAAAGAACCAGAAGAGGGCACGUGGGAGACCAAGGUCAGUAACAAGGAGAAGCGAGAGCAGCGGCGUAAGGACAAGGUCCCCGGAGACGGGUCUGGCAGCCCCGGGGGGGGAGGCUCCCCCCCGAGCAUCACUCCCCCUGAGCUGACCAAGGCUGCUGCUGGAGCCCAGAAGAAGAAGAAAGGGGAGGUCUCCAGGGCCAAAGCUGAGAAAGAUGUUGUCACUGCUCAAGUUGACAGCAGCGAUGCUGGCCGGACAGAUUUAUCUGUCAAGGCCCCAGCCCAAGUGACUGGCCCAGACAGGGUGCACUUCCCUGCCAAUCACAGUGUUGCACAGGGGACUCCAGAGCCCGCCUCCAGAUGGGGGCAGGAAACAGAGGGUGAGGGGUCAUGGAAUGUCAUUGACGCUGGGAUGUGCUCCGGAGUUGGCACUGCUCCUGUGGAGCCCUCGCCUGUGACUGAGGUUCCCUGGCUCGGCCCGCCACAAGUAGAAGACGAGUGGUCUGGAAAGAAUGGGGAGUCCAUGGACCCCAGUUCAGACUGGGCGGCCCCCUCUGAGGCCUGGGUGAACCAUGAGGAGCUCCCCGUGGUGGAGGACCCCCCAGCAGUGGCCCCCCCAGCAGUGGCCCCCCCAGCUCAAGAGGAGGUGCCCCCAGAGCCUGCCAAGGUGUCGGAUGAGGAGGAGAAGGAGAAAGCCGACGCCACGGCAGACGGGAGCGGGAAAUCGAAAAAGAAGAAGAAGAAAAAGAAGAAGCCGGCAGAGGAAGGAGGAGGAGGGGCUGACCAGAUUAUCACGUCGGAAAUACUCAAUCGUCAAAAAGCCCGGCCCCAGGGUGCUGUCAUCCUGCUCUCCUCAUGCCAGCCUGUCCCUGCAUGCCCUUGUCACCAGGACGGAGAGGAGCCAGAGAGGGAGACGGAGGCUGCCGUGAAGAAGCAGCCAGCCCAGGAAACGGGCACCUCUUCCCAGCCAGCCAGCGCUGUGGCGCCCCCUGCUGCAGUGGAGGUGCCCCAGCCCCCCCCUGCCGUGAUACAAGUGCCUCAGACUCCAGCUGAGGCUGAGCCCUCAGCCAAUCAGAACAACCUCCCUGCUCCUGCACAGAAGAAAGCUGAGGAGAGCCAACCGUCCAAACCAGUGAAGAAGAAGAAGGCCAGAAGAGAGACAUGAGAUUGGGUUCACAGUCGAUAUGCAAAACCACUCCAUAUCCUGUUUAUGCAACUCACUGGCCCACUGGUCAUGUCAUGGAUUAACAAUAGAGACCUAAAAUCAGAGAAUACCGCUAACACCUUCAAGCUCUUUGUCUUAUGUUUUGCACAAGCAUGACAUUUGACUGAAUCCAGACACACUGGAAGCUAUCAAUGCAUUUUCUGACUGAUGAUAUUUGGCACAUUCUUGUGUCUUCUAAUUCCAUAGAAUAUUUUGAUUGGAACACCGUAGUACGAUUUUAAAUCUAGGAAGGAAAAAAAUAAUAAUUCUGAUCAUGUGUAGAAAUUGUGAUGUUGUGAUUUUGAGAUUAAUCAUGUGUGGAGAAAGUGGACCUCUUGUGGUCUGGACUACAGGAAGCCAAAGUCUGAGACCAGCUCCUGUGUUCCAGCCAGACAUUUAUUCAACUGUCUCAUUUCAGCUUUUUUUGCCAGUCCUAUUGGUAAAGCAACCAUUCUAGUAACCGCUCUUCCAGUCUAUCCUGUUGACGGGUCCUUCAGUGUUCCGCACCUGUAUACAGAGAGCGUGAAAUGGUCUGUUGUAUUGCUCUUCACUCUGUGAUGGCGUAUCAAGAGCCAAACAGGUGUCGCUGUUCCACCCCGACAUCCCCGAACUGUUUCCAUCCUCGUCCACCUGUGAUAGACGAUUUAAAAAGCCCUCCAAAGCCUUUUGUAAACCCCCUUUGUAAUAAAGAAUUGCAAAGCCAUAUGUAUAAAAAAAAAAGGCAAAAGAAUAAAGGCUCUUUUCUAUAUUUGA
Molecule: messenger RNA, 2835 nt
Organism: Osmerus eperlanus (European smelt)
Lineage: Eukaryota; Metazoa; Chordata; Actinopteri; Osmeriformes; Osmeridae
Product: protein LYRIC-like
Exons: 13
Coding region: 367-2043 (558 amino acids)
Biological process (GO): positive regulation of canonical NF-kappaB signal transduction; regulation of transcription by RNA polymerase II; positive regulation of angiogenesis
Cellular component (GO): nucleus
Molecular function (GO): transcription coregulator activity
Source: RefSeq, a predicted model, not a curated record